ACAUCAUGGCUCAAUUGGUUUGGAUAUUUCUGCUAAUCUGCUUGGUCAACUAUAGUGAUUCGGCCAAGUCCUCGCGGCAACGGCUACGCCUUAUGUGGAAGACCUUCAACUGCCUGGCCAAUUCCAACUACAUUUCGGGACACAAUUGUUUUAUUGUGGAACCCGAAAAGUCUCUGAUCACUGCGGAGCUGACCUACUUUGUGGAUAUCUCAAAGUACAAUGCAACGUUUAAGCUUUUCAUGCCCCGACCACCCAGCCGGCAGUUACAGAAGGUGAUCGACGUAAAUGUGGAUGUGUGUCAGUUCUCAAAGGGUCUGCAUGGCCACCGCUUCAUGACCAUCGUCAUCAAGGGCUUUGGAAAGAAGGCGUCCCAACUCAAGUGUCCCCAUCCCAGGGGGAACUACACUUAUCCGAAUAUAAACAUCGCCGACAACUUGCCAGCUUUCCUGCCCGAGACCGAUUUCAAAAUCGAGAUGAACUUCCUAACCUCCGAGGCCCAUGUCUUUAAUACCAGUCUCACCGGGUUCCUGUACGAUCCACUUAAGAAGAAGUAUAAACCCAAAGACGUAUAA
Molecule: messenger RNA, 572 nt
Organism: Drosophila ananassae
Lineage: Eukaryota; Metazoa; Arthropoda; Insecta; Diptera; Drosophilidae
Exons: 3
Coding region: 6-572 (188 amino acids)
Source: RefSeq, a predicted model, not a curated record